Molecule: messenger RNA, 991 nt
Organism: Camelina sativa (false flax)
Lineage: Eukaryota; Viridiplantae; Streptophyta; Magnoliopsida; Brassicales; Brassicaceae
Product: calcineurin B-like protein 8
Biological process (GO): calcium-mediated signaling
Molecular function (GO): kinase binding; calcium ion binding
Source: RefSeq, a predicted model, not a curated record
GUAUUAGAUACAACAACAAUACAUAAAUAUUUGAUAGAGAACCAAAACCUUUUUUGUUGUCUGCCCGAUCACAAUCAUCAUUGAAAUUUAGAGUCUUGUCAAACACACGAAAUUAAUGGAAGAACAACAAAUCUGAACCCAAACCAGUUGGUGGUACACAACAUCAUCCAGCAGAACAAUAAAUUGUAAUUCUAUUACGUACCAAACCAAAAGUUAUUGAAAAAUGUUGGCAUUCGUGAAAUGCUUCUCGUUGAAGCGAACAAAGCAUCCUCGUGGAUAUGAGGAUCCUCAUGUUCUUGCAUCCGAAACUCCCUUUACGGUGAAUGAGAUAGAGGCUUUACACAAUUUGUUCAAGAAGCUUAGUACAUCCAUUAUCGAUGAUGGUCUUAUCCAUAAGGAAGAGCUUCUUCUGGCUUUGUUCAGAAACAGCAGUAUGCAAAAUCUAUUUGCGGACAGGGUGUUUUAUAUGUUUGAUAGGAAACGAAACGGUGUGAUUGAGUUUGGAGAAUUUGUUCGUUCCCUUAGCAUCUUCCAUCCAUACACUCCCGAACAUGAAAAGUCCGCAUUUAUGUUCAAGCUUUUUGACCUCCAUGGAACCGGAUUCAUCCAGCCCCAUGAGUUGAAGAAGAUGGUGGGCGCACUACUAGGUGAAACAGACUUAGAAAUAUCGGAAGAAUCUAUUGAAGCUAUCGUGGAACAGACGAUGCUCGAGGUUGAUACAAACAAAGAUGGGAAGAUCGAUGAAGAAGAGUGGAAAGAGCUCAUCGCUAAGAAUCCUUCAAUCCUCAAAAACAUGACUCUACCUUACCUCAAGGAAGUGACAUUAGCAUUUCCAAGCUUUGUACUCGACUCCGAAGUAGAAGACUAGAGAGAAUCUAGAAUCGGAUACCUUGGGAACAAGUCUGAAACUGAUUUUACAAAUUUUUAUUUAUCAUGCAAUGCAUGUCUCACGUUGGUUUUGGUUAUAAUUUAUUACUUAUUACUGUUGAUA